CGAAUAAUUGAAUGGUGUGGGAUUCCUUCGUUUGUGGCAUGAAGGCAGUGAUGGUGCACCGGAAGAAUAGCCAUUAAAGGAGUUGGUCGUUUCCACUGUAAGAAUACAACAGGAUGGAUAGUAGUGCCCACGGUUUAAGGGAGUAAKUAAGUGAGCCAGAAGGGCAUCCAGUAAAGACUAAAGUCUUGGCGUGGCCUCUCUUCUUUUUUUGGACAGCACYGGGUUUGUACCUGAUAGUGCUGCAAAAUGGUUGCUGCAGUCCCUGUUGGUUCGUUGCCAUGGGUCAUAACGGGUAGCAUUUGGGACCGAUCGAUCGAUCUAGUGAAUUCUUUUCAUGCGUUCCUAUAUUGGUAGCUCCUCUGCAUGCGUCUUCUGUCGGUUUCGCUGUUGCUUCGUCUUCGAAGGGUGUUGGUGGCAUCCCCCAGAACGCAUUUCUUCCUCGACAGACCGGUGCUGUUUCUGUUUGCGUUGCGGAUAGUUGCGGAGGAUGACGACGACGACGAAGAAGAAGAAGAAGAAGAAUACCGACGAUAGGGAUCGUUGUGGUAACCGUGGUAAAUGGCUCGGAUCGUCGCCGUUGGGGGAAUUGCGUUUUGGUCUUCGUGGUUGCGACCGAUGCCGUACUCCUCGUGAUCGUGGUACACGGAGAAUUCUUGAUAUCCCGAGUUUGCCGUAGGAAAGUCGUCCCGAUGGUCCUCCGACAUCGAGCUCGAGCUUGCGGGGAGCUCCCACAUAUCCUCGCUGGGGGAGGAUUGGAUCGGAUGCCACGAGGACGCCGACGAUAGCGUCGGUGUGGUCCUAGUGCCGCCGCUCAUAACAGAGGAGAUGUGAAGGAAAGUCUUUUCGUGGUAACAAUACUGUUCUUGUUGCUGCAUCAACAUGAUUAUGAAAAUUUAUUCUUGUGUAAGGUGUGUUGUAAAGUGUUGCGUAAAAGAAUAGAGCCGUUGAUCGACGCUACUGUAGUUAGUUAGUGGUUGUGUAUGAGUGGAUGUAUUUCGAAAAUGUAUGGAUUGUUUGUGGGAGUGAUAGAUAGGCGGCGGUUUUGUGAGACAAGGGAUUUGGUACCAGUACUUCUUGUCGUUGGAUCGUUAAGUGUGGGUUUCAAAGUUAUGAGAGAGCAAACAAUGACAGAGAUAACGAUGGGUUCCGAUCCCAAAGAAAAUCUUGCCGGUGGCCCGCCACCAAACAACAAUAGCCCCGUUGAUCUUGGCAACGGCGUCUACUGCAUAGUACGACUCCUUCCACCGCACUCUCUCGUUCACAAGGUGUUCGGCCGUAACAGUAGCGGGUAUGAGGUUUUUGUUGUUCACGAUUGAACCCAACGGUCGACGAGAAAAUCCACGAAUGAAGCCAUGAACGAGCCCAUCGCCAAACCUCUCUGGUGUAAAACUGCGGCACAUCGUGUAUCGUAUCAUGCCUACGGUAUGAACCGUAACAACUAGGGGUGGGGGCAGACUUGUUUUGAGAUCGAUUAGUAUUCACCGGACGGAACGCUGCUUGGAUGGAGUGUUACGGGACGGAGACUGCAUACCAGAUACCGAUGCUUUGUAUUGAUGCUUACGAGUGAAUGAAAGUGUAUUGCCACACAAGUGAAUUGAUGGAUCGAUCGACAGACAGAUUCCACAAUAUUCUGUUCUGUUUUGUUCUGUUCUGUUCGAUGCUGUUCGACUAGAAGUGAAAGGCUGCUUUCGUCGCUACGCGGGUGAAAGCGUCGACACCGUUUUCGUUUCGUCGUGUGAACAAGCACAAACAAGCUGUCUUUGUCAGUGUUGUAUCGUUGCAGCAGGCCUGGAUAGAUACCUGCCUCUACUCGACUCAAACGAACCAAACGCUAUUUCAUUGCCUGGAUUGUUUGGAUACAGGAGGUUGCAAGUUGCGAGAGAAGGGAAGAACGAACAUCCAUCAACCGAUUCGACCGAGAAUGUUCUUGAAUGCGCCGAAAAAAGAAUAACACACUAUACCAUCAGCUAUAGCACAACUUAGCACAGCACAGUAUGGUAGCCGCUGCUGCCGUUGUCUCGUCCCUCGUGAAAACGACAAGGAUCCAAGAGGCAAUCGCGAGGGUAACGCUGAACAAUACCAAAAACAGGAACGCUCUUUCUCGCGCAAUGUUGCAACAGAUCCAAGAGACCCUGGGUGUCAUAGACGCCGACCCGGAAAUCCGCGUGAUCAUUCUCAAUGCGAGUGGUCCGGUGUUCAGUUCCGGACACGACUUGAAGGAGAUUCGAGCCAAUGCUGCAAACAAUUUAAAGAACGAAAACAACAAAAAUGCUUCCCUGAUGGAACUGUGCGCCUCCGUUAUGCAGACCAUUGUCCGUCUCGACAAACCCGUCAUUGCGCAGGUCAAUGGGGUGGCCACCGCUGCCGGCUGCCAGCUGGUCGCCUCGUGUGAUCUAGCGUACGCCUCUUCCUCCGCAACCUUUGCCACACCGGGCGUCGACCUCGGCUUGUUUUGCUCGACCCCCGCUGUGGCCCUCGGUCGGAGCAUUCACCGCAAACACGCGAUGCAGAUGCUGCUUACGGGGGACGCAAUCUCGGCGGAGGAGGCCGAGCGGAUCGGCCUUGUCAACGCUGUCAUUGACAACGACGAAAACCUCGAAAAGACGGUCAUCGAAAUAGCCUCCAGGAUCGCCUCCAAAUCACCGAGGGCAAUGGCAACGGGAAAGGCGCUGUUUUACGAGCAGCUCGAACUGCCGUUGGACGCCGCUUACCGGCUAGCAUCGGAUGCCAUGGCCGACUGCAUGAACCACGACGAGGAAGCCAGGGAAGGAAUCGAUGCUUUUUUGACCAAGCGAAAACCAACAUGGGGUUCUCUCCAGCCGACGUCCAAGGACCUUUAACUCUUCCUUGUUUCUUCAUGGAGCAGCCAAAUGAUGCAAUGCAGGGUAARAGAAUUCCAAGUUGUAAAGAGCCCUAAAAAAGAAUGUACACCCKUAUACCUGUACCAAAAAUAUUAAUGCUUAAUAACGCAGAAACCUACAUUACGAUAGCCAGUAAUGAUUCAACAACAGCAAUCAAUCAAACAAGAAAGGCGUUUAGAUUGUUUUAGCACCGAGAGAGUCAAUUAUAUGUCGCUGCAGCCAUAUGAAACUUGAUAGUACAUUGACUUGAGAUCGCAAUCAAGUUCUGUCUGCUUUUGGUUUGAUGAAAGAGGAGCUAAAGCCUUGUUUUCGAUCUCGGCAUGGGUAAAUCGUGUCUUGACAGCAGGGAGAAGGCAAGGCACCUGGUAUUGCAUAGCAUAGCAUCCCAAUAUUAUCGCUCACGCAGAGAAGGGUCUCAGACGAUCACUCGGAAAUUCCAUGAAAGUGACCAUGGUUUCCAAGAACAACAAAACCAAGAUAUUCCGUGCGAAUUUAAUCUUCGGUUUGGUUUGGUUUGGUCUAGUUUGGUUCCAUUCCAUUUCAUUCUAUUCUUCUUUCGCGGCUUGGAAUCGUCGCUCUGCUGCCUCGGCCGCGGCCCUUCGUCUCGCUGUUCGUUCUGCAUCCGAGAGAGCGACGUUUGUCCUCCUCGCCGGCCCCUCCGUUCGGGCUCUCGCGAUCGGUCCGGAUGCGGCGCUUGCGUCCGGGUUUCCGCCUGCGCCGGACGCCAUUUGGCUCGCCACCGAUCCGCGGAGCUGGCGUUCGAACUGGCUCGACGUGAASCCCCCGACGAUGGCCCUCCCGUCCUCGUUGAAAACGCUGUAGGCGCUCGCCGUGGUCUCAUUUGAGAACUUUUCCCGCAGCCCAAAGCCAAAGAUCCCGACAAAGACCGCCAGGACGAACGCGAUCACGCCGAGGUCGUGGUAGAUACAGACAG
Molecule: messenger RNA, 3795 nt
Organism: Pseudo-nitzschia multistriata
Lineage: Eukaryota; Bacillariophyta; Bacillariophyceae; Bacillariales; Bacillariaceae
Source: the annotation of a GenBank genome assembly